Molecule: messenger RNA, 1167 nt
Organism: Hyla sarda
Lineage: Eukaryota; Metazoa; Chordata; Amphibia; Anura; Hylidae
Product: membrane-spanning 4-domains subfamily A member 8-like
Exons: 7
Coding region: 59-877 (272 amino acids)
Cellular component (GO): membrane
Source: RefSeq, a predicted model, not a curated record
AAAAGAAAAGCAAAGUGAACAAUUCACAUCAGAGAAGAUGCCACCUUAAGCUACGAUAAUGUCAACAGAGAAAACAGCCAACGCUCACAGCUAUGAAGCCUUACCCGACGACACGACCCCCACCGCUCCACCUUACAGUCUUCCACAUUAUGUUGCUCCAGUUCUCCCUGAAUGUAAUGCCCCACCAGAUCCCCAGAUGUGGAAGGUUCCCACGGUGGCGCCACAGUGGAGCUUUGCUGCCGUCAUCCCUCAGAUUACAGAAUCAUCAAAGUUUUAUCAAAUCUUCCUAAAAGGGAAACCCAAAGCUCUUGGGAUUGUUCUGAUUUUGGCGGCCAUAUUGCAAGUUGCUGUUGGGAUUGGUCUUUUUUUCACCACAUUUUCAGCUUCAUUACCCAGUGGAAUUCCAUUUUGGGGUCCAAUCUUUUAUAUCAUUGCAGGAUCCCUGACAAUAGCAGCUCAGGCUAAACCCAGCAUCUGCCUGAUCAAAGGCUCUCUGUCCCUGAACAUAUUGACUAUAGUAUUCAGUGCAAUUGGACUGGUGCUGACCUGUGUAGACCUGGGGAUUAUUUGGUGUUUUCCCCGCAGGUUGUGUCGCAGUAGAAUUAUUGGAGGAUAUUUCAUUGACUCAAUUCUUCUUGUGACAAAUCUUCUGCUUUUCUGCUUAGCGAUGUCUUUGUCAGUCUUUGGAUGUCGCUCUUUGAGUCAAGCAUCUUCUAUUGUUCCUCAGGUCUUUGUAAUACAGAAUGAUGUCGUGAUUUCAAUGCCCCCAUCUGUAUACUUUGCAACAGUUCCUGCAUUUCCUCAGACACAACCUCCUGCACCCCCACCUCCUCCUUACAUGGGGGACACAGAAGAUGACAUGAAAAAAACAGCAUAAAACAUCGGGACGAAUGUCGCUUGAAUCUACAGAUACAUUAGAAGAUCAUUGUAAUGUAAAAUAGUAUUUAUAUAAGGAUCUCAAGUGCAUUUGGUACUAAAGCACAGCUAUAUCCUGAAUCUGUGCUCUGUCCACACUGGAGUCAUGGGUCUUGUUGUCAAAGUUUUUAUGAAAAAUAUCAAGGGUCCAAUUUAAUCCACUUUGUUAGGGUCCGAACAGAUCCUAUUGACUUACAAUUCAUUAUUCAGGUUUGUCCAGUGUAAAAUUUUUUUCAAAUCAACUGGUGCCAG